Tilletiaria anomala UBC 951 is the source of this 246-nucleotide messenger RNA. RefSeq lists its product as uncharacterized. The transcript has 2 exons. Gene Ontology annotation, molecular function: MAP kinase tyrosine/serine/threonine phosphatase activity; protein tyrosine/threonine phosphatase activity. The record is from RefSeq and is a predicted model, not a curated record. Gene Ontology annotation, biological process: negative regulation of MAPK cascade; dephosphorylation. The annotation marks the transcript as partial. Lineage: Eukaryota; Fungi; Basidiomycota; Exobasidiomycetes; Georgefischeriales; Tilletiariaceae. Gene Ontology annotation, cellular component: cytoplasm.
AUGGAGAUUGAGGAUGGUGGCAAGAAAGGGUUGAGGCUGCGAGAGCGCUUCGACAAGUACCUUCGCAUACCCAUGCGAGAUACUGUCGAAGCAACCGGCGUGCAGAGGUCGAUCGAAGAGGCUUGCAGGUAUAUUGAUGACGCGCGGCUUCACAGCACGCCUAUCUACGUUCACUGCAAGGCAGGCAAAUCACGUUCCGUCUUGGCUGCCAUGGCCUACCUCAUUCACGCUAACCACUGGACGCUG